GUGAACAGAGGGCGGUUUGGCUGGGGCUCUGGAGCAAGCGUGCGUGUGCGCGCGCGUGGCGACUGGAGGCCGCCCUGCUGCCUUCUCCCCUGGCAAACGCCGAGCCGGCGCCAGCGCCUCCUGCAGACCGCGGGUUUUGGUCAAAUUGGGAGAGGGCACACAAUAUCCACUUACCCCUUCUCACCGAGGAAGAGUGGGAGAAAGGGUAUGGCGCAGUCUCAAGGCUGGGUGAAAAGAUACGUCAAGGCCUUUUGUAAAGGCUUCUUCGUGGCGGUGCCUGUGGCAGUGACCUUCCUCGACCGGGUGGCCUGCGUGGCAAGAGUGGAGGGAGCGUCGAUGCAGCCCUCUCUGAAUCCCGGAGGGAGCCAGUCGUCCGACGUGGUGCUUUUGAACCACUGGAAAGUGAGGAAUUUCGAAGUCCAGCGUGGCGACAUCGUGUCAUUGGUGUCCCCCAAAAACCCAGGACAGAAGAUCAUUAAGAGAGUGAUCGCUCUGGAAGGAGAUAUUGUAAAAACCAUCGGACACAAAAACCGCUACGUCAAGGUGCCUCGCGGCCACAUCUGGGUGGAAGGCGACCACCACGGCCACAGCUUCGACAGCAACGCUUUCGGGCCCGUUUCCCUGGGACUCCUGCAUGCCCACGCUACCCACAUCCUGUGGCCCCCCGAGCGCUGGCAGAAGCUGGAGUCCGUGCUGCCUCCCGAGCGCCUGCCGGUUCAGAGCGCAGAGGAGUGAGCACGCCGGCUCCCCGCCUGCACCGACCGCAGGAAGAGGAUCCCGCCACGGUGACGAGGCCGCGCAGGAAACACGGCUGUCACAUGAAGAUGAUCAGAGAGUUCUAAAAUAUUAAACAGUAUUAAAUGGCACCUGAUUUUGUGGUUAACUGUAAUGCACUAUUGUUUCAUGCCC
Messenger RNA from Phyllostomus discolor (pale spear-nosed bat), 909 nucleotides. RefSeq names its product inner mitochondrial membrane peptidase subunit 2 (gene IMMP2L). Gene Ontology annotation, cellular component: membrane; mitochondrial inner membrane peptidase complex. Lineage: Eukaryota; Metazoa; Chordata; Mammalia; Chiroptera; Phyllostomidae. The coding region runs from base 208 to 735 and encodes 175 amino acids. The transcript has 7 exons. Gene Ontology annotation, molecular function: serine-type endopeptidase activity. Gene Ontology annotation, biological process: mitochondrial respiratory chain complex assembly. The record is from RefSeq and is a predicted model, not a curated record.